Diceros bicornis minor is the source of this 1008-nucleotide messenger RNA. Its product is annotated as testis-specific H1 histone. The transcript has a single exon. Bases 40 to 849 code for a protein of 269 amino acids. NCBI's taxonomy places the organism in Eukaryota, Metazoa, Chordata, Mammalia, Perissodactyla, Rhinocerotidae. The record is from RefSeq and is a predicted model, not a curated record.
GCCCAGAGACUGGGGCCCCGCGGAGGCGGGAGCGGGGCCAUGGCUGAGGCGGCCGAGCCCACGGGCGAAUCCCAAGGCGCUGAAGUUAAAACCCAGCAGCCCACGGAAAAAGUCCUCGGGGCGCCGCUGAGGCGGGGCCCGCGCUCCGUGCUCAAAGUGUCCCAGUUGUUGCUCCGAGCCAUCGCCGCGCACAAAGGGCUGACUCUGGCCACUCUCAAGAGGGAGCUGGGAAACGCGGGCUACGAAGUGCGCAGGAGGUGCAGCCGCCACUCGGGCGAAGCGCCCAGGUCUGAGGUUAAGGGCACGUUCCUCCGGAUCAGCGGCAGCGACGCCGCCGGCUGCUUCAGGAUCUGGAAGAUUCCGAAGCCGAAGAGAAAGCCGGGACGCCCCAGGCUGGAGGAGGGCGUCCGCGCUCCGAGAAGGACCCCUCAGGUUCCGCGGAGCGCUCCACGGAGGCGCCACGCGCGUCGCAAGGCGGCCAAGAAGGCCAGGGAAAUAUGGAGACGGAGCACGAGGGCAGACGCAAAGGUGAGGCCAAGAGCCAGGGACCCGGUGCGUUCCAGAGCCAAGGAAGAAGUGAGGGCCAAGGUGAUGAAGGAGGGGAGAGGACGGACCACGAAGGAAGACCUCAGACCUAGGACCCGAGAAGAGAAGAGGCCAGGCUCCAAGGCCAAGGAAGAGAAGCAGCAGGACCCAGAGAAGUCUGUAAAACGGACCAUCCAGAGGUCAACCUCAGUGAAAACCGACCGCACUUCCAGCGGGCAGGGGAAGACCCACGACCCAAGGGCUGCUCGCACAAAGGCUUCCACUAAAUUUGAAGGUCCUGGGAAUGCAGCUGGGAAUCCGUAGUGUGGGAGCAACUUCCCUUCCUCCAGGCACAGAUGCCUUUCCCAUAGGCUCCAAUGAGAGCAGCUCUCACGCUCAUUGAAAUGGACAAAACUAUUUACAAGUCCUUUCCACCAUAUUGUGUCUGUUUCCUCUUUGCGGCACCUAGAAGGGAAAGGGUGG